AUGCGAGCCCUCCAUCUCUCAAUACUCCCACUUAUCACCCUCAUAUCGUCCACACUCGCCACCAACCCCGUCGACUGGUGGUACUUUGAUGCAUGGGACGGGCUGAGUUGCGGUGACCUACCACAAAACGGCCAACUCUUCUUUACGGCCGACGGGACAGGGUCUGAAAUUUGCAUCAACCUCAACGAGGGCCAACGAGCUUAUUCGUACGCGGCAUCGUUUGGAAAAGAUGAUACUGUUGUUCAAGGGUUUUUGAAUGAGCAUUGCGAGGGCCCGAGCAAGGUUCUGUUGAAUAAUACUUGCACAAAUCCCGAUGUGGAGAUUCCAUAUGCGAAGUCAUGGAAGAUUGUUUCUGGGGCGGAUGAUUGA
Penicillium oxalicum is the source of this 369-nucleotide messenger RNA. RefSeq lists its product as uncharacterized. The coding region runs from base 1 to 369 and encodes 122 amino acids. The record is from RefSeq and is a predicted model, not a curated record. The transcript has a single exon. NCBI's taxonomy places the organism in Eukaryota, Fungi, Ascomycota, Eurotiomycetes, Eurotiales, Aspergillaceae.